This is a messenger RNA of Cyprinodon variegatus (sheepshead minnow), 1828 nucleotides long. RefSeq names its product solute carrier family 25 (mitochondrial carrier), member 16 (gene slc25a16). Gene Ontology annotation, biological process: transmembrane transport. Gene Ontology annotation, cellular component: mitochondrial inner membrane. NCBI's taxonomy places the organism in Eukaryota, Metazoa, Chordata, Actinopteri, Cyprinodontiformes, Cyprinodontidae. Bases 447 to 1406 code for a protein of 319 amino acids. The transcript is spliced from 10 exons. The record is from RefSeq and is a predicted model, not a curated record.
GUUCAGCGGUCGAAGGGCACCGAUGUUAUAACUUCUUGUACACACAGCCGCUUUUCCUUUUUUCUCCGCAUUUCUGUCUCGUAUUUAACCUCCAAAGUAAUCGACUGAACCCCUUCAGCAGCUCCUAGCGGUUUUUGUUUCUUAUCUCAUUUCACCAGCCGGAAAUAAAGGACAGGAUGGAGGAAAAGGUUGGAGAAGGUGUAGCUUGUAGUCGCUGAAAACGACCCCUCUACUUCACCGUUAAGUCUCAGUCUCAGAGGUUAAAUUAGUUUGUAAGUAUCCCUCUAUAGCAGACAUCGGGAACUUUGUUAGCUAAAGCUCAGUUUGAGUGUGGACCUGAUUCUUAUUCAUAGAUUAAACAUUUCUAGAGGAUCUAGUUUCCCCUCCAGAUUCCAGUUGGUUCUCUCUUCUAAGGCAUGGAUGUGUCAGAUCGCUAAGCAGAGAAGAUGACAUCGGAGGCUUCUGUCUCUACAACCUCCCCUACAAGCAGCACCCCAGCUAAAAUAGACUACUACUGGCUUCGCUCCUUUGUAGCAGGAGGUGUAGCAGGAUGCUGUGCCAAGACUACUAUCGCCCCCCUGGACAGAGUCAAGAUUCUUCUUCAGGGCCAGAGCCCCCAUUACAAACAUCUGGGGGUGUUCUCAACUUUGACUGCCGUGCCUAAGAAGGAAGGCAUCCUGGGCCUGUAUAAGGGCAAUGGAGCAAUGAUGGUCAGAAUAUUUCCUUAUGGAGCCAUUCAGUUCAUGGCCUUUGACAAAUACAAAAAGCUGCUGAAUACACGCAUUGGGAUCUCUGGACACAUUCAUCGCCUCAUGGCAGGAUCUAUGGCAGGUAUGACUGCGGUGAUAUGCACCUACCCUCUGGAUGUGGUCCGUGCCCGGCUGGCCUUCCAGGUGAAGGGACAUCAUCACUACUCUGGAAUUGUGGAUGUUUUUCGCUCCAUUUAUCGAAAGGAGGGUGCGUCUGGCUUUUACAGGGGCCUCACUCCAACCCUAAUUGGAAUGGCGCCUUAUGCAGGUCUCUCUUUCUUCACCUUUGGUACCUUGAAGAGUCUGGGCUUAAAGAAUUUCCCUGAGCAGCUGGGACGUCCGUCAUCAGACAACCCGGAUGUGCUUGUUCUGAAGACCCACGUCAACCUGCUGUGUGGAGGAGCUGCUGGUGCCUUUGCUCAGACUGUAUCCUACCCCUUGGAUGUGGCAAGGAGAAGGAUGCAACUAGGGACUGCGCUUCCUGACUCGGAUCAAUGUGGAUCACCUAUGAAGACCCUGAAGUAUGUGUAUGAGAAAUAUGGGAUCAAGAGAGGAUUAUACAGAGGCCUUUCUCUCAAUUAUAUCCGCUGUGUGCCCUCCCAGGCCAUGGCCUUCACCACCUAUGAGUUCAUGAAGCAGGUUCUCCACCUGAACUAGUGUGAGCGACGGUGCUCCUGACCCCUGAUUAACCUCAUUCCAUUGGGGAAUCACUCUGUACGUCUUAGACUCCUAUCAUACCCUAAAAAAACCAGAGCAGUCUUUUAACAAAAAAUGGAAAAAUGGAAAUCGAACAAAUGGGAGCCUCUUACUCCUUCUCAUCUGCAUCGUCAAGGAAAACGUCUUUGUUUGUAGAACUUUCUCAUGAUUUCUUGAUCGGGGGUGCCAGCAGAAACAAUCCUGCAUUGAUAAUUUUCACGCAAUUUCAUGUAAUCGGAAGCUUACAACAAAAACGUUUUUUUUUUUUUUUUGUACUGUGUUGAAUUAAAGAAUUUGCUUUUGUUCUUUAAAUUGUGGGGAAUAUUUGUCAUUUACAUUUUGCAGCUACACAUUUUUAUUUGCACGAUAUAAAAAAAAAAAAA